GACCAGCGAUGACCUUCCACUGCGGAAAAGAGCCGGAAAAAAAAAAAUAUUAUAUGUUUUAUUUUGAGCAUCCGAAUGCACCACCACCAGCACCAAGGAUACUUUGGCCGAAGAAGUCGAUGAUAGAUGAGGCAGCCGCAGUGCGUGAAGUUAAGAGUGGCUUCAGGGCAAGAGGGACAGAGUCGAAGAGAAGGACUACAUGCAUUUCAAUCGAAAGGCCUACAGAGACCUAGUUGUGGAUCCAGGUUGGAAAGUGACGACAAAGCCGCAUGACGAAUGUGGCUUUCCUGAUCCCAGCAAAACGGAUUGGAAUCAUCCUGAGAAACGUUUCAGAACACUACUAUUGGUGCAUGGGUGGCUUGCCAGGCAUCGAGCGAGGUCUCCUCCUCAAGCCUUCCAUAGAUCCGCCUCAAGAUCCGCCGCCCAAAACACCACCCAUCGCCCUGGAAUCUGCUCUCAAAGAUCGCCAUCGCCCAUUCAAGCCUCGGUCGCCUUCGCGAUCUCCUGCCCGGCCGCCCGCGCGAUCUGCUCGGUCGCCUGCGCGGACUCCUUCGCAAAAAGUCCGACCACGGUGGGGGGGAGGAGGCUUCAAACAGCUCGACGGCGGAGUCGCACUCGCACCCCACCCAGCCAGCAGGGUUCGCGAUCCAACCCGGCCCUGGACACCAUGUCCGGUUCGCUCUUCGCCUCAGUGGCACCGGACGCCAACGAGCAGAUCAUGUGGGCGGUGCUGAGGGCGCUUAGAAGGUGGAAGGAUCAUCGAAGGAUCCGAUGACUUGGUGCUUAGAUCCACCUUCCUUGGGGUGUUGAGCAGCUCGUGGAAGGAUCUAUCAAAGGACCUGACCAACUUCUUAGGUCCUGCAGGCGUGUGAAAUUGAACUCGCACCAGAGAUCCUGGAGAAGAUUCAAUGCCUCCAGCGGCCAAUUGACAUGUAGACCUGCGGUCGCCUGCGGUUUCCCGCCCAGUUCCGGGUUCCGAAGUCUCUUCGACGCAGCGAGAACUGGUGAAAAGGACUCCAGCUUCGUGUUUCAGGUGCUGCCC
This is a messenger RNA of Durusdinium trenchii, 1042 nucleotides long. Lineage: Eukaryota; Dinophyceae; Suessiales; Symbiodiniaceae. The record is from the annotation of a GenBank genome assembly.